GCUGCGCAAAAAAAGUUGCCCCUCCAAAAUUUUCACCUCGAGUGCAUAUGGAAAUCCACUUACGAUCACCAACUGCCUCGCAAUCCACUUGAGCAAGAUUUGCAAGUGCCACUACAUAGUAAUUUAUUACGGAAAUUUCCCUCAAAACUCAGCCUGAUAAGAAAAUAUAUCACAUUACUUCAGCCUUGCGGUUGGCCCAGAGCCCUGUAGUUACCAUCGACUUGAUACCCGCUAAGCUGCUCAACCGAAAUAUUUCAAGAUGGGUGUGACGAACAAGAAAACCAUAACGAAGACGCGAAGGAAGACCAGGGACGUGGACCAGAUCAAGGCGGACUUGUUGUCGCCCAAGCAUCUGGCUCAGUGGAAAGACACCAAAGCCUCGGAGGAUCUCCCUGGCCUCGGCAGGCAUUACUGCAUCGAGUGCGCCAAGUGGUUCGAGACGGACUACAGUCUUGUAGAGCACCGCAAGGGCAAGCCUCACAAGCGACGUGUCAAGCAGCUUCAGGAGGAACCUUAUACACAAAAGGAGGCCGAGGCUGCUAUCGGUCUGAGAACGGACAACAAGGGUCCUCAGCCAAGAGGUGAGGCAGAUGUGGACAUGGCAUGAUUUUUUUUUCAAUGUUCUAUGGUACCUGUCCCUCAGACGAGGGAUCUCGCAUUUUCUGGGUUUGGAGGCGUUUGGCGUUUGAGCCCAUCAGCGGCGUUUUGUUCAAGUUUAUAACCCAAAAGCAUACAAGGAUUUAUCGGUGAACAAAUAUUCAAGGACAGUCAUGCUUAAAAGUCAUGAGACUGUGUUGGGGAAUAUUGAGAGGAAGCAUUCGCAUAGCAUCGAUACUGACCUCUUCUCAACCGUGUUACUAAUGAUAAAUCCUGCAUGGGUCCUACUAGGGAAAGUUAUCAAUACUUUGAGCAAACACCUGGGACGAAGCAGGCAUUAAGAUUACUGAAAAAUAGCUGGUGCUUGGGGGCUCCCGGUGUUUUUUUUGGUUGCUUUUUAGAUUCAGCUGAUCCGUUUGCACCGAAAAGGCACUCUUCAUCUCUUAAUUCCCCCAUUCCCACUAUUUCCUUGUCUGCCAACCUCUCAGUGCAACUUCAGAAGUCC
Messenger RNA from Pyricularia grisea, 1102 nucleotides. RefSeq lists its product as uncharacterized. Gene Ontology annotation, molecular function: zinc ion binding; nucleic acid binding. Bases 260 to 607 code for a protein of 115 amino acids. NCBI's taxonomy places the organism in Eukaryota, Fungi, Ascomycota, Sordariomycetes, Magnaporthales, Pyriculariaceae. The transcript is spliced from 3 exons. The record is from RefSeq and is a predicted model, not a curated record.